Linepithema humile (Argentine ant) is the source of this 1997-nucleotide messenger RNA. Its product is annotated as prion-like-(Q/N-rich) domain-bearing protein 25. NCBI's taxonomy places the organism in Eukaryota, Metazoa, Arthropoda, Insecta, Hymenoptera, Formicidae. The record is from RefSeq and is a predicted model, not a curated record.
UAUACGGAGUGCAGUCGCCGACGCGCACGGCCAGAGCAAACGUCUGUCUCGCCGACGUGAGUGUAAAAGUCGAGUGUUGUACAAAAGUUACCGGGAGAUUGGAGAGAAAUAUCGGGAAAUUUUACGCGAAAAUUGCGGAUAUUGAUAGAGAAAAGUAGCUGCGAUAUUGCAGCAAAAAAUAUAAUUAAUGAGCAUCGAGAAAAACGUCUAAAAAAAAUGUCUUACAAAUAAAAUUACUUCAGCAACAUAAAAUUAUUAGUUUUCACCGACGCCUCGCCUCGAGUAGACGAAGAAGCGAUCGAGAUAAGCGGACGCGUCGAGGAGUCCGACGAUGAUUAUGCAGGAUACGCCUCGAUGAUGUCCGUCCGAGGGUGUUCCUGCCUACGAUUGCGCAACGAACGAGCGUGGAAACAAUGAGAGUGCCGUCGUAAGCUGAACGGAGUCCGCGGCCGAUCGUGACGCGGCGGCCUUCGGCGCGAUCGAAUCGAGCCGGGCGAUCUCCCGUGCUCUCGCGGGACCGAAAAUGACAAUAAGUCGGCCGGCGACGGUGAUGAAACGUUUCGUACGCGGCGUUCGUCCGCCGUCAUCGCGAGGAUGACGAAGACGUGGACGGUAAGCGGCAUCAUGGGACUCCUCGUCCUCGUACCCGUUACCGUCUGCGCGACGAUCACCUACGUCGACCACAGCGGGGACUCAUCGUCGCGAUGCGACGAUCGCAGUAAUAGUAAUCGCAGAAAUAAAACUUUCUCAACAUGCAAAUAUGAUGUCGACUGUAUUGAAAACGCGUAUUGCCGGAACCAGCAGACCUGCUCGUGCAAAGAAAAUCACAUCGAGUACAGGAGUAACAACAACUACAGAUGUCUGAGAGUGGCCACUCACAUUGGCGAUCCCUGCGAGGAGGACAUCCAGUGUGAGUUUACAUUUACACCGCAAUCGGAAUGUCGAGAAGGCACUUGUCAAUGCGCCCACGAUUCUCACUUCACGGACGGGAGGUGUUACGAGUCCAUUGGUUUGGGAAAACGUUGUCGCUCGAAUCGCAAUUGUUAUAUUAAGAAUACUUUUUGCGAAUACGGUUUCUGCAAAUGUGGGCUACGCCAUCAUGCAAAUCCUGAGAACACCGGUUGUCUACCGAGCGCAAAAUUGGGCGAACUUUGCAAGAGCGACGACGAAUGCAUUGUGGAGAAUUCGAAGUGCAUAGAAAACAAAUGUGACUGCAAAGUGAAUUACGUGCUGGCCGAGAGCGGUCAGCGGUGUCUGAGAGUCGCUACCCAGAUCGACGAGGAGUGCGAGCAGCAAUCGCAGUGUCGAUUCAAGCAUAGCCAAUGUAGCGUGAACAAAACGUGCGAUUGCGUUGUUGGCUCGCAUAGACGCGGUCAUCUGUGCUUCGUCGAUGUCGAAUUAGGCGGCCGUUGUGAAAUUCAUCAUCAUUGUAUCACCGGAACUUUCAAAGAUUCCAAUUUGACCUGGAAAUCGAAAGUGGAUUGCGUAGAAGGCUUUUGUGCUUGUACCGAAGGCUAUACAUUGAUGGAUGAGCUGCAAGAUUGCAUUCAAUUCAGCGAUAAUGGUGCAACGAUACGGCAGAUACACGGAAUACUCUUGAUCAUCUUUAUCGCGAAAUUUCUUGUGCGCUAAAGAUGAAUAACAAAUAUGUGUUCAGCACUUUUCAUAAAUUUAUGAAUUCACCAGUUUAUUAAUUUAAAAUAUUUAAAUAUAAAUUAGCUGUAGCUUUAUUAAUUUAUCUGAUUUAGAUGUAUCAUCGUAUUUAUUUAAAUCGUGCUUAAUGUAAAUUUAGUACUUUAACUAGCAAGUAUAAGCAGCCAAAGAGAAGCGGUGCUUUUACGAAAGCAGCGGAUCUGUUAAAUCAUUAAUGAUACUCCUUUUUCUCGCACAUUUUAAUCAGUCAUUGAUUAGGCUACGUGUGAGCAAAUCUUUUCACAUACGUAAAUCAUCAUGUAUAAUUGUGUUCUAUUUUCGUAACAAUAAUACUUCACCGUGUU